Molecule: messenger RNA, 7049 nt
Organism: Aquila chrysaetos chrysaetos
Lineage: Eukaryota; Metazoa; Chordata; Aves; Accipitriformes; Accipitridae
Gene: HDAC7
Product: histone deacetylase 7
Exons: 25
Coding region: 362-3472 (1036 amino acids)
Biological process (GO): chromatin organization; negative regulation of transcription by RNA polymerase II
Cellular component (GO): histone deacetylase complex
Molecular function (GO): histone deacetylase activity
Source: RefSeq, a predicted model, not a curated record
AGUCAUGAGUUCAAGGACUGUAGGGUGAAGACUAGCAAACUUAUGCCAUGCAGGAGUUCUGUUUGCGUUUCAUGGCAGCUUUGAAGGGACGUCUUGGGCAGAGUCCUACUCAGCAGCUUCAGACUUGCAUGCUCAAAAAAAGAGCCACAUGUAUGUGAGUAUGAAAUAAGAGUUGCCGGAGCCAGUACAUACUCCCGGAGGAGGCAGACGGCUCAGAAGACGGGAUGACUCAGUAUACAAGAGUCUGUUAAGUGUCCUAUUGCAUCUGACCCAUCUACGAGCAGCCUUAUCAGAUGCGUCUUACUGCUGCACUGAUGACCAGAUACGAGCGAGGCAGGAGUGAAGCAGAAGUGAAUGUGAGAUGCGGAGUGGUGGCUUCCCGGGAGCGGAACUAGCUGGAUGCUCUCAGACUGUUGCACCGAGGCUGAAGAUAUCUACCACGCUGGUGAUGUUCAGCCCAUCCUCUGCUGUGAACCCGUGCACCUCCCCACGGGUGCCCCAGACCGUCCCCAUGGACCUGCGGAUCGGGCAGCGCGUCGUCAAGCCCGGCUCUGACACCACCUUGCUGGCCCUGAAGCACACGCAGCAGCUACAACACCAGCUCUUCCUCGCCAGCCUGCACCAGCAGCAAGUGGAGCAGCUCGCCCACCAGCACGUGAGGGUGACCAUGGAGUCCCCGCACCGCGAAGCUGAGCCUGGGCAACAGGAGCAGGAGCUGCGGCAGAUCCUCAACAAGGACAAGAGCAAGCGAAGUGCUGUGGCCAGCACAGUGGUGAAGCAGAAGCUGGCUGAGGUCAUCCUGAAGAAGCAGCAGGCAGCUUUGGAGAGGACCAGCAACCCCAACCCUUCAGCCAUGCCAUACAGGUCUCUGGAGCCUCUGGAUCCUGAGGGCCCUUCCCCUCCUGUGCUCAGCACCUUCCUGCCCCCUGUCCCCAGCACUUCUCUUGACCCCCCGGAGCAUUUUCCACUGAGGAAGACAGCGUCUGAACCCAACCUGAAGGUGCGUUGCAAGCCCAGGAAAUGCCUUGACCGACGCAAGAACCCCUUGACGCGGAAAGAGAGCGCUCCCCCUUCGCUCAAGAGACGGCAGCCCGAGGCGAUUGACUCCUCCCCAAGCAGUAGCAGCACCCCCGUGUCUGGCUGCAGCUCUCCCAACGACAGCCUCCCUGCUGAGCACGGAGCCCUCCCCGCUGCCUCCGGCAUGGCCCACGAGACACCCCUGGCCCAGCGCCUGAUGAUGCAGGAGAGCUCACUGGCCCAGUUUGCCCUGCAGAGUGCAGCCUCCCUUCCGGCCAUCACACUGGGAUUGCCGGCUACCACUAGUGCCAGGGGAGAGACAGAUCGCCGCCCCCUCUCCAGCCUGGCGCACCGGGUGCCCGUGCUGAACGGACCUGUCCUCGCAGGCACGCACUCGCCCAUGUUCAUACCAGCUGGCUUGGAGCAGCAUGAGGCUGGGAGCCCCUUGUCCCCUCGGCUCCAGCCCGUCAUCAUCCUCGAGCCCUCAGUCACCCACGCUCCACUGGUGGCGGUGCCAGGUCUGGGAACGGUCCCCUUCUCCUUCGCCCCCUCGCUCAUCUCUGCAGAGCGCCUGUCACUCCCAGGCCACCAUAAACCGCUGGGCAGGACCCGCUCGGAACCCCUGCCCCAGAACCCCAAGGCCAUCCAGCAGCAACUGGUGUACCAGCAGCAUCACACCCAGUUCCUGGAGAGACUCAAGCAGCAGACGCAUCUGGGCAAGCGCAUGGCUAAAUCCAGCGAGAAGCCCCGUCUGCGGCAGAUCCCCUCGUCGGAGGACAUGGAGGCUGAGGGGACUCUCCCAGAAGCCGGGGCUGAGAGCAGUGACCCGGCAAGGGCACGCGUGGAGCCCACGCGGCCGGGGAGCAGCGUGAAGGAGCCCGAGAGGACACAGAAGAUGAUGCAGCCUCAAGAGGAGCUUGUCCUACAGCAGGCCUAUCUCUGGGAUUCCUACCAGCGCGUGCAGCACCAGCUCCUCAAGCGGCAGCCCUUGGCCGACUCCCCCGUGGUUCCCACCAUCCAUGCGGGGCACAGGCCCCUCUCCAGGGCUCAGUCAUCUCCUGCCACCGCGACCGUCUCCCUCCCUGCCCAGGACACAGCCUCCAAAACGCUCUCCCUGCCUGUGCAGGAGCAACCAGCUAAGCCGCACUUCACAACAGGGCUGGUUUACGACUCGGUGAUGCUCAAACACCAGUGCUCCUGUGGCGACAACAGCAACCACCCAGAGCACGCGGGCAGGAUCCAGAGCAUCUGGUCCCGUCUGCAGGAGAGAGGGCUGCGCAGCCAGUGCGAGUGUCUGCGGGGACGCAAGGCCACCCUGGAAGAGCUGCAGUGCGUCCAUACCGAGCGCCACGUCUUUCUCUACGGCACCAACCCCCUCAACCGCCUGAAACUGGACAAUGGGAAGCUGGCAGGGAUCCUGUCGCAGCGAAUGUUUGUCAUGCUGCCCUGCGGAGGGGUGGGGGUGGACAGCGAUACCAUCUGGAACGAGCUGCAUUCCUCCAACGCUGCCCGCUGGGCCGUGGGCAGCGUCACCGAGCUGGCCUUCAAGGUGGCCACCAGGGAGCUGAAGAACGGCUUUGCUGUGGUGCGGCCACCUGGACAUCACGCGGAUCCUUCCACUGCCAUGGGAUUCUGCUUCUUUAACUCGGUGGCCAUUGCCGCAAGGCAGCUGCAGCAGAAGGGGAAACUCAGCAAGAUCCUCAUUGUGGACUGGGAUGUUCACCAUGGCAAUGGGACCCAGCAGAUCUUCUACAGAGACCCCGAUGUUCUCUACAUCUCUUUGCAUCGUCACGAUGAUGGCAACUUCUUCCCUGGUAGUGGGGCUGCUGAUGAGGUUGGUGCUGGCCCUGGUGAGGGAUUUAAUGUCAACGUAGCCUGGACUGGAGGGCUCGACCCCCCCAUGGGUGACCCUGAGUAUCUGGCUGCUUUCAGGACGGUGGUGAUGCCGAUUGCACACGAAUUCUCCCCCGAUGUGGUGCUGGUGUCGGCCGGCUUCGACGCAGCUGAUGGCCACCCGCCACCCCUGGGUGGCUACAAAGUCUCUGCUAAAUGUUUCGGCUACAUGACAAAGCAGCUGAUGAGCCUGGCUGGCGGAGCCAUCGUCCUGGCGCUAGAAGGUGGCCAUGACCUUACGGCCAUCUGCGAUGCAUCCGAGGCCUGCGUGUCAGCCUUGCUGGGCAACGAGCUGGACCCUCUCCCAGAGGAAAGCAUGAGGCAGAAACCAAAUCCCAAUGCUGUGCGCUCCUUGGAAACAGUGAUCCAGGUCCAGAGUAAAUACUGGGUGGCCGUACAGCGCUUUGCCUCCAAGCUGGGCUGCUCCUUCCUGGAGGCACAGCACCACGAGGCAGAAGAGGUGGAGACGGUCACAGCCUUGGCCUCCCUCUCAGUGGCCGUGAUGGUGGAGAAGAGGCCACAGGACGAGCCGAUGGAGGAAGAGGAGCCCAUGAACCAGUGAUGAGCAGUGACGUUCUUUGCUCCUCUGCUUCCAGGAUGUGGCUGGACUCUCCUGAGCCCAGCGCUCGCUCUUCACUCCUGGCUUCCCGUUUGCCACGUCAUCCUCACUCCCCGAGUCAUGGUCCUGAAAUGGCCUGGACCUUUGGCUGCCGCCUCUGCAGGUCUCCCAGAAAGGAUGGUCCUGCAGCCACCUGGAAGAUGUCCUCCUGCUCGGGACCGAUGGAAAACCACAAACUCCCUCUGCACGGCGUGGCCUUGCAAACCUAGACCGUGCCUGCAAUCAGUCCCCAACCUUCGGGACCUGAAACCCCUCUGGGGACAUGUGUGAGAGACCUCCACCCCGCUGGCUGCGGUGGCAGCCAGACGCAGAGCUGCCCUUCUCCUGGGAUCUUCCUCACCCUCGGGGAAGGGGUGGGUGUUGGGAUGGAUGUUGUGGCCGUGCUGCGGGUGGUUAGAGUCGCCUUCGGGACUGCACCCAGAGCUCCUCUCCAGCCAGGCGGCGAUGCCUUUGAGAAGCAGCCCCGUGUUUUGCUCGGGAGGGCCAGGCUCUCUGUGUCUUCUCGCGAAGGCUUCCUGCCUCCCCUUCCUCCGGUGGGGCGCAAGGUGGGAGCGAGUGUGACGGUGACACGGGCCAUGAGCUCGUUCUGCACGAGAAGGGUUUGGACAGCUGCGGAUGAUGCGCCGAUGCCCUGCAGUUGGGGAAGAGCAAGGGCUGGAGCGUCUGCAGUGCCCAGGAUUGCACCCAUGGGACAUCCUAACCACUAACCAGAGCGUGAACCCUCUGGUGCUGGGGCUCUGAUUUGCACUAUAUACAAUUGACGUGUGCUAAUGUGAACCUUACGUACUCUUCUUUCCAUGGGAAUUUCGGGAACAAACACCUCUUCGUGUGGACGUUGCCAAGGUGCCUUGAGCCCUUUUCAGCAGCCCGCUGACCUGAGGAUCUGUAUCAGUGUAGACCCCUGUACUCCCUAAAGCAGGGGCAGCCCAGCUGUCUUCCAGUCUCCCCCCUGAGCCCACACUCCCUGCAGCUGCACCCCAAGCCCACCCCCAGCACCCCCACGGGCUCCUCUUCUCCAACUGAGAUCAGAUCAAGUCCUGUCACCCUCUGCUUGGCGCUCAGCUCCCCCAGGGAUGCCCAAAGCCCCAGCAAUACAGUGCCUGUCCCUGUGCUGUCUUGGGGUGACAGAGGCAGGGUCAGGCCCCCCCAAAAUGAGCUGUCCAUCUAGAUUUGCUUUCUUCCCAUCUCCUACUGCAUUGUGUGGCUCUUCACCCCCUGUGCCUUCCCUGUGUCCCGCAGGGACAGGUCCCUGCUUGGGCGUCACGGUGCUGGGCUGCAGUGGGGUUUGGGGACAGCUGGGCUGGGGUGGAGGGGAUGGAUGGGACUGGUUGAGCUCGGGAGGUGGCCGGGCUCUGUCUGCAGGCACAGGGAGGAGAUUUUGUAAAAAAAAAAAAAAAAAAAAAAAAAAAAUUAACAAAGAAGGAGGGGAAAAAAAAAAGACCUUCAAAGAAUAAAACAUUUCUGUGUCUCAGACUGCCCAGAGCUGGGGUCCAGCAGCGCCGGCCGGUGGCAGAGACUUGGGAGGGUGCGAGGUCCUUUACAGCCCAGCGACACGCAGAGAAGUCAUCAUGGCCACACCGCAGCACUGCCCAUACCCCACCGACGGCUGCCGGGGCUCGGGUCCCCACGCAAGGUGGUCCUGGGAUGGGCACCCUCCACGGCAGCCUCUUGCUGGACAGGAGGGAGGGCAAUCACAUUGCAACGGGCAAGAAGGGGUUAAAAAGCACCCCAAACCCUUCUCAGUCUUCUCCAGAGCCUGGCAUUUGUAGGUGCUAUCCCUCAAUCCUGUGGGUCUCCCCAGGUGAGCUGGGGGGGGGUGGUGGGAAGGACCUGCUGCUUCUCCAGCCUUGGGGCACUGGGGCAGUACUGGUGGCCCCGAGCCGGGGGCUGGUACUGUCCCCCCGCUUCCCUAUGGCCGUGCCAACCACUGCAGCCCCUUCCCCCUGCUCCAUCCCCUCCGCCGUGGCUCCUCCCGUGCCGCCACCUCUCCCGCCGUCUGCCUCGGUUUCCCUUCCCUUCACAGUCCCAACCUCAUCCCCGUUUCUCCCAGUGGGUCCCAGCUGGACUUAUGCCACGCAGGAGCUGUGCUGGAGUAAAGGAGGAGGCUAUGGCUGCUCCUCGCCUCUGAGGAAGCCCAAAGCUUGAUAUCGAAGGAGAGUUUGUGCCCCAGUUUCCACCAGGAGAAAGCUGUGGGUGCAACUGGGUGAGCUCGGCCGUGGAAGCUGUUACUGCCUUAAAGCAGAGGAAAUGCCCCAAACAAAUGGCCUCUUUCCUCACUUUUAAACUUCUUUAGCAUUUAACGUUUUUCAGGUUUCCUCUGGGUCUAUCAGGGCAUGAUACCAAAGGAAAAAAAGCUGUGAUUAAUUAAGCUCAUGAAUUCAAGGGCUGGCCCUUCCCAGCCCGGUAGGUCUUGGCUGGGAGCACCCAGCGAGACCCUUCAUGAGCAUCACCCAGCCUGGGCUGGGGUGGGUGGCCCAGAAAUCAACUCAUCGUGCGCACCCCGCGUGGUAGGGACACCCCCAAACUGGAACCAAAACCCUGAGCAACCCCUCUGCCUUCGCUCCCCUGUUGUGUCACCCCGCCGGCAGCCGAUGUGCCGAUCGGUUCAUGAGAAGCGCCGGCCCCAUCUGCCAACCGGUCGCUUGUGGUUUCAACCCCAAAACAACGCGGCGGCGAGGCGAGCGUGGUUUGGUUUUUUUGUUUUUUUUUUCCUAGCCGACUUACGUGCUCGCUCCCCAUGGGGUGCCACCUCGUUGUCCCCAGGUCCCUCCUAAACGUCCCUUUCAGUGGUGUCCGCUGAGCGCGGAGGCUGGAGGAGGUGGUGGGGUCCCGUGGGCGCAGGUCCUGCCGUGGUGAUGCUGAAGCCCAGGUCUGGGUGGGUGCGUCGCUGUCUGGGUGCUCCCCCUCCGCUUUUCGGUUAGGGUGGAGGGAAGGACCUCACUGAGCUCCCAGCUGCCUGAUUUUAACAGCUGAACAUCACGCAGAGGAGUCCCACCGUGAAGCCGGUGGUGGACAUCUCCUCCAGCUCCGGGCAGGAGGUCUCCUCUGCACCAUCCCCGUGCGUUCCGGACGAGCACAAUCCACCCCAUCGCAAACGGCGGAUGGGAUCUCCAGAACGGGCACCGGGUCCCACAGGAGUCACUCGUGCUUUCCAGCCGAUGGGCAGGUUUGGUGGCACGGCAAGAAAAGCCACGUGACAUCGUGGGCACCCACGCCAAGGGUGCUGUGGGACACCCAACGUCGUGCUGGGGUGGCCGUCCCUCGGUGACAGGGUUUAUUGGGGCUUUUCCCUCAAGACACAUGAAAACGCUAAGGGCCAGAACAUCUCCAGAUCCAUCCCUCCUUGCCCCAAACACCUUUUUCCCCUCACAACUUUUUGUGUCUUUGGUAACAGCAACCAUGAUCGUGGCUGUAAAUACUGAAAAAAAAAAACCCCAAGACCUUGGUUCAAAUUAUUAUUCCUUCCUUAGGGCUGACAUUUCGCUCAUUUCAAAAUAAGUCAAUAUAGGGAUUUUUUUUU